Messenger RNA from Astyanax mexicanus (Mexican tetra), 4394 nucleotides. RefSeq names its product MAP/microtubule affinity-regulating kinase 3b (gene mark3b). Lineage: Eukaryota; Metazoa; Chordata; Actinopteri; Characiformes; Acestrorhamphidae. Gene Ontology annotation, molecular function: protein serine/threonine kinase activity; ATP binding. Gene Ontology annotation, cellular component: cytoplasm; plasma membrane. Gene Ontology annotation, biological process: intracellular signal transduction; protein phosphorylation. The record is from RefSeq and is a predicted model, not a curated record. Bases 645 to 3104 code for a protein of 819 amino acids. The transcript has 19 exons.
GUCUGUCAGGGCAGUUGUCAGUGUUUGGGAUGAUGUGAGGAGUGUCGGGGAGAACAGCUCAAGUGUUCCGCAUCGGUUAGUCCCCGGGAAGAGGAAGGCGUGGUCCGCCAGAGCAGGAGCGUCCUGCGGGGCUCAGUCUCGGAGCUCUGGAACCGGCUGUAGUUGGGAGUUAUCUCUCUCUGUGCCUCUUUUUCUCUUCUCUCCUCCUCUUCUCCCCUCCCCUCCUGCUACUACUACCGCUGCUCUGAGCGCUCGGCUGCUCAGCUAGGUCACUAACUACUUUCUCACGAGUUGUUUUUAAGUUUAAUAAAACACUCAGUGAACGCGCGGCUGUGGGACUCAUGCGGGCGAGGCCGCGGAGGGUGGCCGGGGGUGCGCUGCUGUAAUGCGGCUCCAGUAGCUGGAGAGGUGCUGGCUGGAGUGGAGUCGCGGUGUGUAGCUGAGGAGUAGCUGAACUUACUUGUCUGGGGACUGACUGCGGGUCGCUGUGGCUCCGAAUCGAUGGUCAUCCUCUUCUUCACCCUCUUCCUCGGCUGCACGGUGCCUGCUGCCUCUUCUGUACAGCCCUGGGAGUAAAGGAGCUGCAGUUAAACGGGACUCAGAGAGGAGAGGAGGAGCAGUUUGAGGAGCGAGGACGAGUUAAGAUGUCAACCAGAACACCACUGCCUACUGUCAACGAGAGGGACACCGAAAAUCACACCUCACACAGUGAUGGGCGGAAUGAGGCUGCCACGCGGGCCAGCCGCACCGGAGCACGCUGCAGGAACUCCAUCGCCUCCUGUGCCGACGAGCAGCCACAUAUCGGCAACUACCGGCUGCUCAAGACCAUCGGCAAGGGCAACUUCGCCAAGGUCAAACUGGCGAGACACAUUCUCACAGGGCGAGAGGUGGCCAUAAAAAUUAUCGAUAAGACGCAGCUUAAUCCUACCAGCCUCCAAAAGCUCUUCCGGGAAGUAAGAAUAAUGAAGAUUCUAAACCAUCCAAAUAUUGUAAAGCUGUUUGAGGUCAUAGAAACAGAGAAAACCCUUUAUCUGGUGAUGGAAUAUGCCAGUGGAGGGGAGGUUUUUGACUACCUCGUAGCGCAUGGUCGAAUGAAGGAGAAGGAGGCCAGAGCUAAAUUUAGACAGAUUGUAUCAGCUGUACAGUACUGCCAUCAAAAACACAUCGUGCACAGAGACCUCAAGGCAGAGAACUUGCUGCUAGAUGCAGAUAUGAACAUUAAGAUAGCAGACUUUGGCUUCAGUAAUGAAUUUACGUUGGGCAACAAGUUGGACACAUUCUGUGGCAGUCCGCCAUAUGCAGCCCCGGAGCUCUUUCAGGGCAAGAAGUACGAUGGACCUGAAGUAGACGUCUGGAGCCUGGGAGUCAUCCUCUACACGCUGGUCAGCGGCUCGCUGCCCUUUGAUGGCCAGAACUUAAAGGAGCUGCGGGAACGAGUGUUGAGGGGGAAGUAUCGUAUCCCCUUUUACAUGUCCACCGACUGCGAAAACCUCCUCAAGCGCUUCCUGGUGCUCAACCCAUCCAAGCGGGGCACACUUGAGGUGAGAGAAGACGGCGAAAAUCAAAUUAUGAAGGACCGAUGGAUCAAUGCUGGCUUUGAGGAGGAUGAACUCAAGCCUUUUGUGGAACCAGAGCUUGACAUCUCGGACCAGAAGAGAAUAGACAUAAUGGUGGGGAUGGGUUAUUCUCGUGAGGAAAUCCAUGAGUCUCUGACCAGAAUGAAGUACGAUGAGAUCACCGCCACUUACCUGCUACUAGGAAGGAAGCCCUCAGAGUUGGAGGCCAGUGACUCGAGCUCCAGCAGUAACCUGUCUCUGGCCAAAGCUAGACCAAACAGUGAGCACAAUAACGGCCAGUCACCGUCUCACCUUAAAGUCCAGAGGAGCAUCUCCAACCAGAAACAGCGGCGUUACAGUGACCAGGCUGGUCCAGCCAUUCCUGCAACAGCUUACCCUAAAAGAAGCCAAACCACCACACCUGAUGGUGAGCACAAAGAGGAGAGCACUGCUCAGCCACGCAAGUCUAACUCUUCUGGUAGCCGUGGCAUGGCCCCGGCUAGCCCCCUGCUGGGCAACGCCAACAACCCAAACAAGGCCGACAUUCCUGACCGCAAGAAGGGCUCUACCACUCCUGGGGGUAAUUCUGUGUCUGGCGGGAUGACCAGGAGAAACACGUACGUCUGUAGUGAUCGUAGUGCUGGGGACCGCCACGCUGUCAUCCAGAACGGCAAAGAAAACAGCCUGAACGAGAUGUCAGCGUGUGCUGCCACGAGUCCGACAUCGUACACCGCAGCCCUCACUGCCUCGUCCGCCUCGGUCCGCCUGAGGCACCAGAAGGCCAUGGCACUUUCCGCUUCGGGCCACACCUGCCGCUCUGCUCUGCCCCCUAGUGAAGGCGCUGCUGAGUUCUUCAGGCCUAAUACGACUACAGCCUCUGGCCAGCGAAACCCCGGAGCCUCCACCCACAGCAUCAGCAGCGCCACACCGCCUGACCGCUUACGUUUCCCACGAGGCACAGCCAGUCGUAGUACCUUCCAUGGAGGCCAGUUGAGGGAGCGACGUACAGCCACCUACAACGGACCACCUGCCUCCCCCACCCUGUCCCACGAUGCAACACCCCUGUCCCAGUCACGCAGCAGGGGCUCCACAAAUCUCUUCACCAAGCUCACCUCCAAACUCACACGCAGAAACAUGUCAUUCAGAUUUACCAAAAGACUUCCAACAGAGUUUGAGAGAAAUGGGAGAUAUGAGGGCUCAAGUCGUAACAUGUCUGGGGAUCAGAAGGAGGAUCAUAGAGACACCAAACCGCGCUCGCUGCGCUUCACCUGGAGCAUGAAGACCACGUCGGCCAUGGAGCCCACCGACAUGAUGCGCGAGAUCCGCAAGGUGCUGGACGCCAACAACUGUGACUACGAGCAGCGUGAGCGCUUCCUGCUCCUCUGUGUCCACGGUGACGGCCAUGCCGAGAGCCUGGUCCAGUGGGAGAUGGAGGUGUGCAAGCUGCCCCGCCUCUCACUUAACGGCGUGCGCUUCAAGCGGAUAUCGGGAACAUCCAUCGCAUUCAAGAACAUCGCUUCAAAAAUCGCCAACGAGUUAAAGCUGUAAAAGGAAAAAAAAGUAUAUAUGUAUCUGGAGUCAAAAAUGUGAAAAAGAAUCAAACGUGGCAAAAGGACAAAGGCACACAAAACUACUAUAAUCAAGUUGUACAUUCUUUUCAUUUUUUUAUUUUGUUGACAAAAAAGUAGCAGAUUCAAGGAUUGUUCUGUCAAACACUCACAAAAGUAUGUAAUGAAAAUAAUGUAUAGAAUCAUGCCUUAGGCAAUAAUGUCCUGCGUUGAAGCAUUAUUAUUUUAAUUAUUAUUAUUUUUAUUUUUUAUUAUUGAUUGGAGCAACUGGUGGUCUAAAGAUAUUUGAACAGAAGGCGUUAUUAUUUUUAUUUUCGUUCAUGCACUACUGCAUUAGUAUCCCUAUAAGCCUAAAGUUUAACCCCCUUGACGUAAAACACACGGGCAUGACAGGAAGUCAGUGUGUUUCUCUUUAGAAUUACCCUGGUCUCUUUUUGAUGCCAGGCAAACCAGUCGGCCACAGUAUUGUGUAUUGUGUUUUAGAUAGGAUUAUUAUUUGCCCUCUUGCCCCUGCGCUCCUCAACGCUCAUCUAGGGAAGAUUCACCUUCUCCCCUAAUUAACUCCUUCACCUCAACUCUCCUGUACCCCCACCAGUAUAACGAGGCAGGAAGUGACUGGGACCUAAAGUGUUGUGCUCUUCUUUGUUCUACUUGAUGCACAGGACCUGGCGGGCUUCAUCACUGGUGCCAUGGAAACGACUCGCAUGCAUAGCUUAGUGCAGUCACACAAAGGGGGAGCAGACAGUCAACGCACUUCAAUAAAAAAAGAAAAGAGAAACACCCUCUCAUGGCUUCACUGCUGCAAUGGGGUGUGGGACUUUGAGUCUAAUGAUUUUGUAAUAAAGAAAAAAAUAGACUUGCUGAGAUCAGGACUAUUUUCCUUCCUGGUCCAUUUGAGUAUUUAGUCUGUUUUUUUGCCUCGUUUUUGUAACAGAUAUCAAAUGUUACUAAAAUGUUGUUUGUACUCUGACAAGGCGGAGACAGCCCACAACAGAGUCGGAUCGCCAAGUCGUUCUGGGACAUACUUCAAAAAUACAAGUUGUCAUUUUCAGGCCUCAGUGUUCACUUCCAUCCCUAAGAAACAAUGGCACUGUUUUCAUUUUUGUUUUUGGAAUGUAAAUAAUGUACUUUAGUUUUGCAACCGCUACGUAUUGAUAUACUUCCUCUUUUUCUUUUCUAAGUCUGGCUGUGAGUCGGAAAACCAUGGAAAUUAAUGUACUCAUCACAGGUUAAGGUUAAUCAGUGUCUCCAUUAAAACAUGCUAAAACUA